This is a messenger RNA of Carassius auratus (goldfish), 8301 nucleotides long. It is a transcript of the gene skida1, whose product is annotated as SKI/DACH domain containing 1. The transcript has a single exon. Lineage: Eukaryota; Metazoa; Chordata; Actinopteri; Cypriniformes; Cyprinidae. The record is from RefSeq and is a predicted model, not a curated record. Bases 3636 to 6044 code for a protein of 802 amino acids.
AAUGCAUCACUGCAUUUCCUCACUGAUUUGCAGCGUAUGCAUGCACUUAGUUCUGGUGAUCAAAAUGAAACUGCGUUUGUGAUUGUUAUCAGAUAAACUCCGCUUUGUUAAUAUAAGAUGUGUGUUUUGUUUUAAUUAAUUUGCACACCAUAUAUUAUAAUAUAUCCUGUGCAUAGUGUAAAUAAAUAAAUAUAUUAUAUUAAAAAAAAUACUCCCAAGCUUCUGAAAUAUCUGAUCAGUUCCAGUAAACUGUAGCCUAAUAAUAUGAUCAAUGAUUAAUCUAAGCUAUCCCGAUUUUCCAAAAGCGAUCAACUUUAAAAUAAAUCUUAAAACGGCAAAACAAAGCAUUUCUGAAGGCAAACCGAUGCACACUGGGUCGAAGAUCAAUCAUUAUCACUCAUGUCACAAUUGAGGGCUGUUCAAGCUGUGAGGUUUCAGAAUCAAAGGACCAGGACCUGCGUGUUGUCUUUCAAAUGAUGUGUGCCCCUUGGAUAAAAGUUAUAGAGAGUUCAGCGAAGGUUGGAAUAAAAUUGACUAUUAACAGUGCAAGACUGCAGAACGUUCAAGUACCACGCGAAAAAAAAAAAAAGAUCGUUGCACACUCUAACACGUGGAACAGCUCAUUAAUGCAGGUCCAAUAACAUUACAGAAAUUUUCCCAUCGUUAAAUAGCCUACAUUUGUUUACUGCUUGUCAGAACAACUACCUAGCUGCUCUCUGAGCGUAAAUAAACUCUACAAGUGAGAAAAUAAUUAGCUGCAUGCAGCAUAAAUUAAACGCUUAUUAAAGUUAACAAUUGUAUAUUUGUAUACAUAUUUGUAGCAUUUAUAUGCAUUUAUAUUUUCCGCUGAAAAUAUUUAUUUAACAUUUUUAUAAUAAAUAAAUAAAAAAAAACAGUGUGUUGCUUAAAUAUUUGCAGACAUUCAGGCCUAUAAACAUUGUGUUUGACCGUUUGUUUGACAAAGCAGUUGCAGCAGGAGCCACAGUAAGAAGGAGCUGCACUAGGACUCAACGCUGAAGGUUUCACAGGAGACCGAGUGCUCUUAAUCAACAGGACGACGACUCACUUCUAGGAAAGGUGGCCUAUAGAGUGACUUACACUCCCUUGAAAAUCUUUAUGAACUAGAGUCGAUUUAUGUUACCGCCCCUUGCGAAUGAGUGAGGUGGGAUCGUGGACAUUCUGACAAAAACCGAUGCUGAAUUUAGUACUAAAUGAGCUGUGGUGAUUAACACGAACCACUAACACCACUAAGCCUAUAUAGCCGUCUAUGCACGCCAUAAUCAGAUAACCGCGGAUGCAAUACAGCAUAAUAUAACAAUUCAUUAUCAAGAGCAAUACUUGAAAAUCACCGCAUGGAGGGUUUAAUUGACCUAAACUAUUUUAUGUCAUAAACUUAUUUCAACCAAUAUAUCAGUAGACCUAAUCAAUUAAUAGGAGGACAAAUAGAAAUCCUGAAAUAGCACUUUCAACAAAAGCGUGUAUAAAUCGUAUGAUGCACAGUAAAGUUCAAACCCAUGGCGCUGUCUUGUUCGUUGUUGUUGUUUUUUUUAUUAUAGGCGAGAUGUGAAGGGUGGUAGUAGGGUCAGGUCAUUUGCAUUCAAAUGCUGGAUUGAUUGAAACUGCACAAUUUCAUGAAUAAUCUAUUUAUCUUUAUUGUAGCUACCAUAUAACAUUGGCAGCAAAACAUCGAUCGCCUUUCGAGUUUUAAGAACCACCUGAAAAGCAAGGACUUAUAAGUCUUCCCGGUACCAUUAAAAAAAACAUUCAUGUACAGAAUCACUUCGUAUUCGAACACAAUGGGAAUUUCAAAUACUGUAUCAGGAGUGCUUGUUUCACAACAUGUUUGUAAGUUUUUACUAAGAGUUUCGAAAAAUAUUGUGCAUGCAUUUAAGAUUAGCAGAAGGAUUUUGUCAAAUGAUAUAUGCCUGAAAAACAAAACUAAAAAACAACAACAACGGUAUUGUAGUUAAAAUGACUUUUCUGUUCAUUCUCUUUCCUCACCAUUGUAAAACGGCAUAUGUCUGUACACUGACACAAACGGGGGAGGGGGAAGUCUUUGCUUGUGAAGACCAGUUAUUUUCUCUUUCACAUUAGGAAGUGGGAUGGAGGCCUGCCUGAUCUGUGAGAGAGAAAAAAAAUGGACCGCAAAAAGUAUGAAUAAUAGCCUAUCUUUCUAACUCACACUUAUCCAGACCUAAUGUAAAACUGAGUAAUUACGAGGGUAUUAGAACAUGCUGAUUAACGUACAAAUAGCUUUUUUUUGUACACACGUGUUUCUUGCAUUUUUAGCUCCUUCUGCAAUUCGUAUAUCUUGAUCGACAGUUCGUUUCAGGAUUUUAAUAUGUAUUAACUCGCAACUUAGAGAAAAAAAAGCUCUGAAGAUUUCUUAAAGCAUGACAUUUUUAAUUGUAUUAUUCUGCACAUGCUGUUACCUUAAAGAGCGUGCCCGCAGAUAUCACAUGCACAAAAUGACAAAAAGCAUUAACUGUAUUUAAUGUAUAUUGUUAUUCAUGUUUAUUACAUAUGCAAAUCAAUAUCAAAGAAAUAAAACACUAUACACACAGUGGUUGGUUCACGUCUCUCUUUUUUCCCCUUCUCCUGAAUUCAAACGAGUUUUAGGAAUGGUAAAAUGCAAACAUCGAUAUUUUCAUUCUGCUUUUAGCUUUCCACUUAAUAUUUGCUUCAAUUUCCUCGUUUUUUUUCUGUUUGAGUUAAAAUGCGUAUCUCCCUGAAAUAGAUGCAUUCCAUUUUGCAGAGUGUAUAAAGAUAGCUUUAAAAUGAUAAAAAAUUAAACAUAACGGCAUUGUUUUAAUUUAUAAAAUAAAUCAUGUAAAUAGCUGCACAUCAUAUAUAUCCUGCCUACUGUCAGCAUUAAUAAUUUUUCACAACCAGGACAACACAAAGUUGUAACAAGACUCCGACAAAAUGACUAAUAUUAAUUUCUAAGCAUGAAUUUAUCACUAGCGAAUUAUUUGCUCUAAGAGAGGUGGGAUUACAACGGUAUGGUAAUUAGCCAGGGGGAUGGGGGUGGCCAUGGGUGGAAUAUCCAUUUUUAUUGCAUCACCUGUCAGUAACGUCCAAUCAGCGUCGGCUUUGGGGGCAUUAAUUGAUGAAGGUGUCUCCGGCCUUGCUCAGUUCCCACUGUCAUUUUAUUUGUGACUAAACCAGCAACGGGAAUAGCAGCUGCAUUUUUGGGCUCUAUUUCUCUCUCUCUCUCUCUCUCUCCCUCCCUCUCUCUCUCUGUCGCUCACUCCCUCUCUUUUUCCCUUCCCUACUCUCCUCGCUUUUUAUCCUUCUCACUGGCAGUGCUGUUCACCUUCCUCUUUUCCUCAUGGCCAAAUGGGAAGGGAGCUGAGGGAGCGCAGGUAUACAGGAGCUCAGACAGGCAGCAGCCGGCCUGUCGGCAACAUCACACACAUUCCAUCGAUCAUGCAGUGCUCAGGUCAAUGGACUGAUUGUUUUCAUUCAAACAGGCCAUUUCAUUUUUAUUUUUCUAUUUAAAACUUUUUGUUCACCACGCAGUGUGGACAUGUCUAAGCCCAUGCUGGACCGGUCAGCAGAAUGCCUUGAAAUAAAGCAGCAGCAGUAAAGCUACUUUAAGGACAUCCGUCGCUCUAAAUGUUGGAAUUAAUGCAAUGAAGAAAAUGGGGGACUUGGAAUCCGGUUUUGAGGAAAUGCAGGGUGUAAAGCUUGGCUAUUUGGUUAUCAAAGGCAAACAAAUGUUUGCCCUUUCUCAAGUCUUCACCGACCUCUUGAAAAAUAUUCCUCGGACUACUGUACACAAACGAAUGGACCAUUUAAACGUGAAGAAGCAUCACUGUGAUUUGAAGGAACUGCGAAAGCUCAAAGCAAUAAAUUCUAUAGCUUUCCAUGCAGCAAAAUGCACUCUGAUUUCAAGAGAGGACGUGGAGGCACUGUAUUUUUCCUGCAAAACUGAGCGCGUAUUGAAAUCAAACAAAAGAAGGGAAAAGACAAAAAAUUCCUCAGAAAAAAUGUGCGACGGCAAAAAUCGCACGUCUGCCAGAAGUGACUUUUGGACAGAGAAAGUUUGGUUGAGUCUGCAUGGGGUUCCUCAGACUUUCUCAUUCAAAAAUAAAGCUGUCCGGCAGGACCCUGUCCCUCGCACUCACUCAAAUCUACCUCAAAUUUACAGUAAAUCCUUCGCUCGUGACUUCCAACCGGUCACGAAGUCGGCAUCGACACCCUUUAAAAACUAUAAAACAGAUCAAAUACCUGACAACUGUGUGGCUUUUAAUCAGAAACAUACGCUUUUUCGGCACGUUGUGACUCGGCAGCCGCUGCUCUAUCAGUCCGCCAUUGCAGCGCAGGCAAAGCACCAAGGCAACGCAGACCUACUUUACAAAAGGAAGAGGAAGCGCGAGAGCAGCGCGAGGCAGUUCUGGUCGAGGAGCAGACGAAGCCAUCCGGUUUUGGUCGUCCCAAAGUGCUGUAAACCAAAAGUUCCCCACGGAUCUUUAAGCCAGUUUCACCACCUCGAGCAUGGAUUAUACGUCGAUCCUCGGCACACCGGACAUUUUCAGGAAAGCUGCAGCAGCGACACGGAAUCUAGUUCCGUCUCAGAACGGGUGAACAACGAUUCGGAUUUCGGCUCGAGUUUCUCAACCACCAGCAACUCCGGGACUUCAGAUGAGGAGGAGGAUGACGACUCUCUCUCGGAUUCUUCAGAUGUCAGCAGCGAUGAAGAGAGCUCCUCUCAGUCUGAUUCGAGCUCUGUGUCCAGUCAAGUUUCAGUGCAGAGCAUUCGUUUCAGGCGUGCGAGGUUCUCCAGUCUGAACACAAAAGCACCUCUGCUCUUACAGCCAACUUUUCACUACAGGCCUAAUGUGCAGAACAUCCCCACUAACCAAGGAGUAACGUUUACUUUGGAUUGCCAACGAACUGGCAAAACUCAAAAAUCGGACUUCACGUUGUCCAGGGACGCACACAGGGAUGGUGAUGCCGCAAACGUGCAGAAGUUCUGCCCGGUGCGGACCUGUUUCCCAGAUUUAAGACAAAACGAGGGCUCUGAAGCAACAUCACGCCUUGAAUUUCCCAAAGAUCCAAAGACAACAGACUCUGUCGCUAACAGAAUUAAAGAGACUGGGCUUAAACCUAAUGCAAAUGGAAACAAGGCGUUUCCCCAACAAAGAAUACCGGGUUCUGCAAACAAAUGCUCCCAAGCCUUGAUCUCCCACUGUGUUCCGGACAAAGAAAUAACGGUUUGUAAGUCUUCUGACAGCAAUCUUUCAUUAGCAGCAAAUUCCAAGAGGGAAGCGAAAACUUCCCUGAAACUGCCUUCACCUCUAAAACCGAUCAAAACAGAGACCGAUGAGCCCGUUAGUACCUCAGGCUUUAACAAUGAGGCCAACAGGGCAGUAAAAACGCCACAAUUUCUACUCAACAACGUGAAGAUUAAAGUCGAGGACACCUUUGACGAAUAUGAAUAUGCAAAUCAGCCUCUGGAAUAUCAAUGUAGGGAUCAAGACGCUGAUGGUAAGCGCAUCGGUAACGAUUUAAAGGAAGCUGACCACUGCAAAGCCACAGAGAGCUUUGUUCAAAAACACCCUGCCUGUAACGAGGAAUCAAGAAGCACUUUAAACACUCCUUGUUCCGAGGAAGGGGAGUCCAAGAAUGGUGCAAGGGUCAGGAAAAACUACAGGGCGAUGCUUUUGGGUACAAAAACCGAAAGUGUGAGGACAUCCGCGAAAUCAGUUGCAAAAGUUGACCGGAGCCCCCGUUUUGCAGGAAAAUUCGCUAGCAGUGAGGGAUCGAAUGAAGACUGUGCGGGCGCGAGCAAACGCAAACGAGCAAGCGCCAGUGUAGCAUCUCUGAAAAAGCCCUUCAGACUGAUGGCGAAUUUCCCCUCUCCUCCGUCUCUUGUUAUUGGCAGCGAUGGAGAUUUGAGUCCCGCUUACUCUUUGAACUCUUUAAGAAGUAACCAACUGCCUCAUCGUUCUCACCCAGUGUGGAGAUGGCAGCUCGGUCAUUCAGUUGUUCCUCCCCCUCCAAGCCACAAAUUCAGGAAAGCCUCUGUUAUCCCGUGAACUGUUGUUUUGAGCUCGGGGGGAAAUGUCUUAAAACUGUGACAAGCACUGAUUCCCGUUAGUUUUGUUUUCAUUGUGGUGUUGUUUUCAGUGCAUAGGUUGCUGGCCUGUUGUUAUGUAGCACACAUCGUCCUCAUAUAGCACAGGCUGGCCUGGGACUCGGGAAUAUACGGAGGUAUUUAUAAUAAGCUGGUCUAGUUAAAAAAGAAGAAGAAGAAGAAGAAGACGUUUUCAAAAUGACAUUGACAUCGUGGAGCUGUUUUUGACCUGAUGGACUGGACUCUCAUGGAGCAAAUUUUGCCUCAUUUUGCAGGCAGGGACAGGGUUAACCAUCUCUCAAAAGGAUGGCGUUAUAGUGAUUGUCAGGUCUGUCAACUUAAAUGUUGAUUUUGUUUUUAAAACAACUGACUUUGGCGGUAUAUUUUGGGCCAAUGUUUUGUAUUUUCCCUUGAUGAUUCAUCCACAUACUGUAUUUUUGAAUUACUGUAGGCCGUUGAUCCAUACCUUAUUUAUUCAUUUGAUGGGUGCUCUCCAAUUGUUGGCGCUUGGCUGUGUUCACUCACACGCAGCGCACCAUAACAUAACGGUAGGCCAAACACAAUGGCCCUCGAACUGACAAUCAAGAGCUGUUUGAUUUGCACGAUGUAAUAGAGGGAAAACACCAAAUCAAACUCCUUCUUUAGCACAUUGAUAGCUUAAGGUAUAGAACAGGUAAAGCACAAAUUUACCAUGCAUUGCACUUUGCUAAUGCCCAUUAGGGUGAAUUAGUGACGUGUGUUUUGAUUUUUCGAUUUUCUUACGCAAAAGAGCCAUCGCAAGUUAACCCAAAAAACUUUUUUAAAUAAGUAAUUAAUAAUGUGGUGCUAUUUCCAAUAUGCUCUAUUGCUUUUGAGAGGAGGUUUUGCUAGUCUUCUUAUUGUAAAUGUUGCCGAUUUCAAUGGAGCGACCUACAAACACACAGACAACUGCAUACAUCAGUGUUUUUACAAACGUGACGAAAUCAAAGGAAAAAAAAGACCUCGGUGCUAAGUGGAAUACACACACAUUCUGGUCAGGGUAUGCUUAGUAAAUGUUUAUUUCUCUUUGACUCAAGUAGCCUUGUCCUUCUCGUAUGGUGUUUUGAUUGUAUUUUCUUUUGCUAGGCCUAUUUUCCAAGGAUAUGGAUUACCUUGGCACUCGAAAACGUAACCUUAAAAACAUGCAAGUGUUAACUUGGUGUUCCACUAGAGUACCCUGCCCCAUAUAAAUGCCUUGUGAUGAAUGUACUGUGACUUACCGUAUUUGUUUACUUCAGCAAAAGCAGACUGCCUCAAAACAGGCCUUUAAAAGCAAAUUGUAUCUGUGAUGGGAUCAGCCAAUGAGAUAAAUUCUUACUUUUUUUUUAUUAUAUUGCCAAGGGACGAAACUAUUCAACUGCAUUCUAAUUUCCUAAACAAAACAAAUACAAAGCCUAUGAGUUAUCACUAAAUGGACAUAGACUAUGCAGCUUUGGCUAAAGCGAGGCUACCGGGUUCAAGUCAUUCUGAGAAAAACACGUAAUAGACUUUAAAGGGUGUUUAACGUAUUAAGGCAUGGGUACAUUACAUGUACUGUUUUGAUUAAGUGGGGAUUGACACUAUGUAGCCUAUUAAGUGAAACUGCAUCGCUUUGUGAAUGUUCCAGUAUGCGAUAUAGUGUGACACUCUGACAGGUGAAUGAUUAAAAUAUAGUAGUUCUAUAUUUUUGUAACGCGACUAUUUAAUGUCUGCUCUCUCGGGCGUAUAAAAUAAACUUUUUCGUCCGUUCUGUGUCAAAGUGCACUGCGGACGGACAGAAUAGCUAUGUCGUCCCAACUUCAGAGGAACGAAUUCAAAACUAUCCAAAUGAAAAAGAUUGUAGCGCACACAUCACAACCCCAUUAAGUUAAAGAAAUGCAUGAUCUCCACAAUGAACAGAAAUGGAAAAAUGGGCGGUGCCUCACUGUAAACAUGGUAGGUUAGGAAUUAUCUGGUCAAGGUGGACUUUUUUAUCUUUCUGAUUUUGCUACAAUACUUGAGGUCAGAUUUUGACAUGAGUUUUUUUUUUCUUAAAUUGAAGUCACUGGUUGUUUAUACAAAUGCAUAUUUAUUUUUGUGAUUUUCCUGGUUUUUGUAUACUAUUGUUGUGUAGGAUAAAUGCACUCGAAAUGAAAACUUGAAAACGUGAGGUGGAUUUUGAAGCACUUUCUUUUUCUUUUUAUGGUGAAACUGUUCAUUAAAUACAUCUGAGUGUGAUGUGA